AAAAAUAUCAUACAAUCUCCGAGUGCUAGGGAAUUAAAUAAAUAGCUUUACAGCGCUUAUGGAUCACUCCCAGCCGGGGGAGGACAGGACGCUUCCGGGAUGGAUGAUGAAGGAACGGGACGCUGAAGAACCCUGUCAGCCCCAAGGUAUCUACAAAAAGAACAUCCUUGAGGAUGAUCUUCCCUUUCUGGAAUUUGGUGGAAGGAUUAUAUACAGUCAGGAGAGAAACGAUUGCUCGUUUUUAACCGAGGAUUUGAGAUCCUCUCUCGUGCCUGGCUCGGCCGUGGGCUUUGAUUUAGAAUGGCCGCCUUCUUUCACCAAGGGGAAGACCAAGAAGGUUGCUUUGGUCCAGCUUUGCGCCUCCGAGGAGAAAUGCUACCUUUUUCACAUCUCGUCAAUGGCAGGAUUCCCUCCGGGUCUCAAGAUGCUUUUGGAGGAUGAGAGCAUCAAAAAGGUUGGUGUGGGCAUUGAAGGAGAUCAGUGGAAGCUGCUGUCUGAUUACGAAAUUAAGAUGAAGAAUUUUGUAGAGCUCUCUGAUUUGGCGAAUGAAAAACUGAAAUGUGUCGAGAAAUGGAGCUUGAACGGGCUUAUCAAACACUUGUUCAAAAAACGGCUCUACAAAGAUGAAGAGCGCUGUAGCCAAUGGGAUGACUUUGGGCUUACAGAGGAGCAGAAGCGAUAUGCCGCAAUCGACGCAUAUGCUGGAUUCAUAGCACAUCAGAAACUGAAGAGAAUGGUGGUGAACCCAGGUUCACUGAAAGCUCAAGAUUGCUUGAAACAGAGGCUUUGUCAGGUUAGCAGAGAACUUGAAGACCUUGCUAGACGUAUUCCAGAGGAACUCGGCUGGACAAGCAGAACUGAAAAGCUAGUGGACGAUUUGUCUCGGCAAGUUGCCUCUCUUAAAGAGCUUCUCAUAAGUAACCAAAAUGUAGAAGAAGAACAUUUCCCCAAAGGCAGUAUGGAUCCCAGGCCUAGAUUCAAGAGUGCUGAGAUCAACACCAUGGAUCUUGAAGCCAAUCGCACAUCUUCUGAAAACAGAAACAGUCAUUUUUCAUGCAGAGACAAUGCAAAACAAUCAUUGUCCUUGGAAGAAGAUAAAAAUGUCGCAGUUCAGAAAUUACAGGAAGAAUGCACCAUGUCCUUGGAUAUCUCUGAGUAUGAACUUCACAUGCUGGAAGUCCAGGCCAGACAGGAGGAGAACGAUGAGCAAUCCAUUUUAGCAUUCGAGAAGAAGAAGAAAUCGGCUCUGGAAGACUCUGGUGAAUUUUCAAACGAACUCGAAAGUGAUGAGGAGUUUGAUAGUGAAAUGAUUCAGUGUGCUGAAGAAAUGGAGAAACUGAACGAUAGUAUUGAAAAGCAGCCUAACGAAGCCGAGGCCGUUGCCGAGGAUGAAGACGAGGUUGUUGAAGAGGAUGAAGAGGAAGGAUUUGAUGCACAUUUCCCCGAGCCAACACCUGAGCAGAUCAAAUGCCUGAAAAUGUAUUUUGGACAUCACAAUUUUAAACCGGUACAAUGGAAAGUGAUUCAGUCCGUGCUUGAGCAGAGGAGGGAUAACCUUGUUGUCAUGGCAACUGGUUAUGGAAAAAGCUUGUGCUUCCAGUUCCCUCCCGUCUACUGUGUGAACAUCAGCGUUGUCAUUUCCCCUCUGAUCGCACUAAUGGAGGACCAGGUGCUGCAGCUCCGGAUGUCCAACAUCCCUGCUUGUUUUCUUGGAUCGGCCCAGACCCAUAAUGUACUUUCUGGCUUACAAAAGGGGCAAUUCAGAGUUGUUUACAUGACACCAGAAUUCUGCUCAGGAAACAUACACCUGCUUGAACAGCUGAAUAAAUCGAUCGGGAUUUGUCUGAUCGCAGUGGACGAAGCCCAUUGUAUUUCUCAGUGGGGGCACGAUUUCCGAAGUGCUUAUCGAGAUCUUGGCAAAUUGAAAAGAAGACUUGUAGAUGUUCCCAUUGUAGCACUCACCGCUACGGCAAGCCCCUCCAUUCGGGAUGACAUAGUGAAGAGCCUCCACUUGCAGAACCCACUCGUGACUUGCACUUCAUUCGACCGGCCCAAUCUCUACCUAGAUGUCAACCGCAAAUCCGGCGAAAUCAUCCAAGACCUUAAAUCUUUCUUGGUGAAAAAGACAGGGGCUGAUUAUGAAUUCGAGGGUUCCGCCAUUGUGUACUGUCCAUCGAAGAAGGAAUCAGAGAGAGUGACAUCUGCUCUGUUAAAGCUGGGCAUCCGCUGUGGAGUGUAUCACGCCGGUCUCGGCCUCAAGCAGAGGAGAGAGACACAGUAUCAGUUCAUGAGAGACGAGAUACAGUGUGUGGUGGCUACCGUAGCUUUCGGAAUGGGAAUUAACAAGCCCGAUAUUAGAAAGGUAAUUCAUUACGGAGCGCCAAAAGAGAUGGAGUCUUACUACCAGGAGAUCGGACGAGCAGGUAGAGAUGGCCUGCCCAGUGCUUGCCAUGUCCUCUGGACACCCAAUGACAUGGCACUCAACAGGUUUCUACUCAACAAGACAAAUUGUGACAGAUUCAGGGGAUACAAAAUGGAAAUGAUGGGCAAGAUGGAGAAAUAUUUAAAUUCCACGAAGUGCAGAAGGAAGUUAAUCUUAUCCCAUUUUGAGGAUAAGCAACUCAGAAAAGUCACCUCAGGGAUAAUGGGCACCAGCAAGUGUUGCGACAACUGCAAAUCCGGGCCCAUGAAAAGCCAAAGCCAGGACUUUUCAGAUCAGGAUAUGCAGGACUUUGGUGUGCAAGCGUUCCAGCUGAUGGGAGCCGUGAGUGCGAUGGGAGAGAAAUUCGGUAUUACGGCUCCCAUACUGAUGCUGCGUGGAUCAGCCGCUCAGAGAGUUCCCGAUUGCUAUAGGAAGGAUGCGUUGUUCGGCAAGGGCAGGGGUGUGUCUGAAACCUGGUGGAAGGCGCUUAGCCGUGAGCUCAUCAGUGAGAAGUACCUAGUGGAGGCGUCCGGUUAUAACAGGUUCAGCACGCUCUGCAAACUCACUCCCAAGGGCAGGACAUGGCUAAGCAAAGCCCAGAAUGAGAAACACAGAACCCUUCUUCUUCAACCUAACAGAGAUUUGUGUGCAAGAGUCGGUGAGCCCAAAAAAAAACAAGAUCUGAAACCUGCUGGGGUUCGUGUUCAAGAAGAGGCUUCAUCAAGCACUCAGAGAUCGAGUUUCAGGUCUCAGGUUGGCUCCAGUGCUGUGGUAAAGAAUGACGGAGCACUUCAUUACAGGUCAGUUCCUGGUUUGCUCCCUGCACCUAAAGUUACACCUCAACCUUCUGCCAGAGAAAUGGAGCUACAGGCUGAGCUCUACAGCAAGCUGGUAGCUGAGCGGCAGAAGCUGGCCAGCAUGAAGGACAUCCCUCCUGCCAUCCUGGCCACCAAUAAAAUCCUCCUGGACCUAGCCAAAUUAAGGCCCUGCUCAGUAGCCAAGCUGAAGCUGGUGGACGGUGUGUCUGAGGCUAAAGCAGCCAUGUUGGCUCCUUUACUGCAGACCAUCACAGACUUUUGCCAGACACAUGGCCUGCAGGAGGCUGUCACUUCCAGCUCUUCUUAUUCCUGUAUGGAACAGACACACAGUGCAAAGACAGGAAAAGCCCUAACGCUGGCUCUGUCCGACAGCGUGGCAUUAACUUACAGACUUUUUCAGAUUGAAGGCAGAAGCAUGAGACAAAUAGCGGAUGCCCGCAGCUUGCCCAUGGCGGUGGUGGAAUCUCAUCUGCUGCAGGCUCAGAAAGCCAGCCAUCCUGUGGACACCGAGCGAGCUGGUCUGUCUCCGUCUCUGUUCAACACCAUCACACGUAUCCUCUCCUCUCCUCCUCUCAGCUCAGAUCUCAGUAACUUUAAGAACGUUCGUGCUGUGGUGCCAGAGGACAUCAGCACUUUUCUCCUCAGCCUGUGUGUCACUAAGAUACAUAAUGAAGGCUUUCCAAAGCCGCAGGCUGUCAACCUCCCACCAGAACAGCACCAGAUCACCUGGAUAGAGACACGGGAGAACCUCGUCCAGGCAGAUGGUGCUGGUAAAGCCGUCACUUCAGGGCUUCGAACGCACCAGCUGGAGCCAGAGAUGAACAAUAUGUACAUUAGCGACGAUGAACUCUUUUGCGAACUUCCCAUGCCGGAGGAGGCAGGACCAUCCAGCAGUGUUGCUCAGCUUAAUGUAGAAGAUCUCCCUCCGUCUAAAAGCAGUGGAAUUAAACUGGCUUCCUGGAACCAGGAGACCCUGGACGGAGACACUCAGGACCUGUUUAGUGAUUCUCCAGUUAAGACUGCAAGCCAGGUGCCAAAGAGGAAGCUUCCUGACUGGGACAGAGGACCGGCGGACUCUCUUAAUUCCACAGCAUCAGCAAAUAAGAACAAAAAAAAGAAAGGACUCUUCAUGUGACUUUCAGUAAAAUGACACUAUAUAAUUUACUGUAUAUAAUUGUACCUAAUCUUGAGAAUUUUAUUUUUGUUUAUCAGAAAAAAAAAAAAUAAUUCUCCAAAAUAAUCUUUUGAUAUUUUUCUAAAUAAAUAGAUUUUAUUAAUGCCUAUUUUUUGCUGUAAAAGCGUGUUUUAUGUAUAAGAUACAUUUCCGAAUACCUAUUUUACUAUACAGUUAACUAAAUGAUACUAAACAAUUCAGUUCACGACUGAUCUCAUAUAAACCGGACUCAUAUGUAGGUUUUCCACCACAAUAAAGUCUUUAAAUGAA
Silurus meridionalis is the source of this 4684-nucleotide messenger RNA. RefSeq names its product WRN RecQ like helicase (gene wrn). NCBI's taxonomy places the organism in Eukaryota, Metazoa, Chordata, Actinopteri, Siluriformes, Siluridae. Gene Ontology annotation, molecular function: 3'-5' exonuclease activity; nucleic acid binding; four-way junction helicase activity. Gene Ontology annotation, biological process: telomere maintenance; DNA replication; double-strand break repair via homologous recombination. The record is from RefSeq and is a predicted model, not a curated record. Gene Ontology annotation, cellular component: cytoplasm; nucleoplasm; nucleus.